Messenger RNA from Branchiostoma belcheri (Belcher's lancelet), 705 nucleotides. RefSeq lists its product as uncharacterized. The transcript has 4 exons. NCBI's taxonomy places the organism in Eukaryota, Metazoa, Chordata, Leptocardii, Amphioxiformes, Branchiostomatidae. The record is from RefSeq and is a predicted model, not a curated record. Bases 1 to 705 code for a protein of 234 amino acids.
AUGGUCAACAUGUCACGUCUCACCGGUCCAUGGGUUCCUCUGUUGCUGUGCUUUUCUGCCUUACAGAAGAUGAGCUAUGCCAGAUGGGAAGCAGAGUACAUCUCGUACGCGGCGCCUACAGAUACAAUCAUUCGCUUUCGAGCUGGAAAAUUGGUUCCAGUCCUCGACCAUUCUGAUGAUGAACACACAGCGCGCCCGGCCACCACUCCUUCCCACGACGACUUCCAAACCUGUCAAUCAGAGAUGGAGUGGCCUCUGAUUGGUUCGUCUUGGUCCGGGUGGGCGUGUCAGGACCAUCCCCAAGAACAAGAGUCCCUCCCCGUCUGCAACGUCUUGUCUCCCCUGGUCCAACUCAUCCUAGACUAUGCUUAUCCGCGUCUGCCACCAAUGAAACCAACUGAAUCAAACAGACAGAUAGAAAAAGACACUAUAUUACAGGCGCCGGUCAUCUCUACAGGUGAAUCAACGGGUGAGGUGUCGCCCACCGAACCAAGGGUGAAAUACAGGCGGUGGGAUGGCGGGGGACGGCCGCGAUGUUCCUGUCAUCGCUCCUGCUUCAAACGCUUCCGCCUCGCUACAGAACAGCGAACAGCGGUGCCGGUUCGGCAAGACAAGCGAAUGCGCUGUGUGGCCGUGCUGGCUGUCUUCUUCGUCAACCUGUUGUUUGUGGAGGUCGGAAAACGGCAGACUGGGGCCACAACAUAA